AUCGGCGGAGCGUUCGUUCGUUCGUUCUCCCUCCUCGUCUGUCUGUCGGCGGAGCGUGGCCGGCGCUGCUCAGCUCCAUCCCGCCCGUUCGCCUCCGCAGCUGCCGCCGAAGCCCGCUCCGCCGCUGCCGCCCGCGCUGCUGACGAGAACAUUUGGGCUGUGCUCGCUCCCGCCCGCGGCCGGUGGAGCGCGGCUUGCUCCUGCCCACGGGCGGCGGAGCCCGUCCCGCGGCUGCUCAGCUCCCGCACACCUCCUCCCCGUGCCCGCGGCGCUGUCGGGCGGUCAGCUCGCGGCCGCCUCAAUCCGGACGCCGCUGAUUCCCAUUCGCCACCUCCACUUUCGCGUCCUCGCCCGUGCCGCGGGGCCUCGCCGUACCGGGUGGCUUCCUCCUCUCCCUCCCUCCCUCGAGCGCGGCUCUCGCGCUCCAACGGUGGUUCUCGAUCAUCUCUUUUGCCUCGCCAUCCCCCACUGUCUGUCACUGUGUCCAACGCUAUCCGAUCCGGCCAAUCCCCCGCUUCGCCGGAGCUCGGCCGUGAGGGAAGGGGCUGGGCCAUGGCGGGAGCCUUCGCUCUCCGCCUCGUGCCGCGCCUCGCCGCGGCGCCGCCGGGGAGGGGGGAGGGCGGUGGAGGAAGAGCCAGCCGCGGUGCACGCAGUACAGCGUUGUAAGUGGGAUAAGUUUAUUAUAGCUGUGUGCUGGUUGCCCUCACCUUUGCUCCACGAAUGUGAUUGUCUAGUUUUUUUGACGAAUCUCGUGGGAGCUCGAUGCCUCGAUUUUCUCCAGAUUCGUUUGGUUCGAUGUGCUGGUCCAGUUCAAGGCACUUCAGGAUAUUGAUUUAGCAUACGAGGUAGCCGAAGACGGUUUUGGUGAUUCGGUGCGGUUUGUCUUGUAUCCGUGUCAUUAAAAGAAGUUUUGUUGUGAACUCAAAGAGUUUUUGGAAGAUACGUGAUGUGCAGGUCCUCGAGCCAGUAUUUGGUUGUUGUGUUUAGGAUGCAGAUUUGCAGAGUAGCUACAUGGAGAUGGUGUUUAAGUCACAUUAUGGAUCAACUACACACACAGGUGACAAAGAAACCAAACAAGGAGCACCAUUUGUGGAUCAGGAAGGAGACAGCUGGGUCCGGGAAAAAGGCUCUCCGUCUUAUUGAUGCUGUUUCCAAGUUACCAAAUGAAAAGGAAGCUAUUUAUGGUGCAUUAGACAAAUGGAGUGCUUUUGAGCCUGAAUUCCCUGUUGUAGCAGCAGCAAAAGCUCUAGGGAUGUUGAAAAGGCGAAGAAAAUGGCUAAGAAUCAUACAGGUAACCAAGUGGUUGAUGAGCAAAGGCCAGGUGCUGACAUGGACAACAUAUGAUACACUUCUGCUGGCACUUUUUAUGGAUGGAAGGGUAGAUGAGGCUGAAUCUAUUUGGGAUACUAUCAUACAGACUCAUACACGCUCUGUGCCCAAGAGGUUGUUCUCUCGGAUGAUCUUGAUGUAUGACAUUCACCAUCAUCCAGAUAAAGUUCUGGAGGUACAUGCUGACAUGGAGGAAUUAGGGGUGCGUCCAGAUGAGGAUACAGCUAGGCGGAUUGGAAGAGCAUUUGUAGCUUUUGGCCAAGAAGAAAAAGAAAAGCAUGUCCUUGAUAAAUACUUGAAAAGGUGGAAGUACAUCCAUUUCAAUGGUGAGCGUGUUAGGGUGCGGAGGGAUGGUCCACUGGCAUAGCAACCGUUAUCUGAAAUGCUUGAAGCCAUCUAUAUCACCUCGGUUGGGAAGAUGUCAUUAUUAUUGCCGCUUUGACGGCCACACUGAGAUAUCGGCAUUCCUCUUAUUUGGGAUGGAACAACGCCGGGAGGUUGAUCUGUAUUUCUCUAGUCUGUGGGAAGAGAUGAAGAGCGGCUGGGUGGAGACUACUAACAUGCUACUGAGUUAGGUAUCUGUAUAUGCAUCCACUAGUUGUGAAUUGUGAUGGCUUUAACGUGUAUGUGUAGUUGGGUAGUUCGUUGGUAUGAUGAUCCUUGUGAAGAACAAUAUCUGAUGAAAGGCCUCAUAUAUUUCGGAUUGCA
Panicum virgatum (switchgrass) is the source of this 2037-nucleotide messenger RNA. Its product is annotated as pentatricopeptide repeat-containing protein At4g18975, chloroplastic-like. The coding region runs from base 947 to 1696 and encodes 249 amino acids. The record is from RefSeq and is a predicted model, not a curated record. The transcript is spliced from 5 exons. Lineage: Eukaryota; Viridiplantae; Streptophyta; Magnoliopsida; Poales; Poaceae. Gene Ontology annotation, molecular function: protein binding.